AUGCAUCAAUCGGGUCGGUCAUUCGACGAUUGUGCAGAGCAGUCGUUUGCGAGGAUGUUGAACCCGUUCGGUGUGCUACAGGAUUUGCUUGCUUCAAUCUUCUAUCGGUAUGGCAUUUACGUAUCCUCAAAUCCGCGACCGUUCAUAUUUCUACCUAUUUUACUCACUUUCACACUCUCUCUCGGAAUACUCACCAUUACUGUUCAGGAUGACCUAAGGUUCCUCUACUCUCCAAUUCAUUCACCUUCCCGAAUCGAAUACAGCAUUCACCGCUCAUUCUCUGAGGAGUCCAUCAAUAGUAGCUACAUAGCGGUUGCAGUUGAGCCGAACGAUAAUAUCAAUAAUCUACUGAGGAAGGAAAUUUUUGCCGAGAUUCUGGAACUGAAUAAGUAUGUGUUGAAUAACUUGACGUUUACACUAAACGAUCACACAUAUAAUUUUGGUCAUGACAUAUGUAGUCGUAUAGCAUUGUGUCCACUCAGCAACACCAUUCUGCAGUUCUUUUUCGAUGCAUUUUGGAGCAAACAGCUGCGCAAUGAUCCACGCGUCCGACUCGAAUAUCCGUUGCUUCAUUUCUUCGACAAUAAAUUCUUUCUUCCUUUGCACCUGUACGGUGUUGAGGUUGAUGGUGAUCAAAGCAUUAAAUCAAUACAAAUGAUUCAUCUUCAUUAUCCCAUCCCAUCUACAGAUAACGAAUCGGCAGAGCUCGUGAGUGAUGCUUUGGCAUACGCGCUAAAACAGUACUUAGUGGCUAAUGAUAGUCACUUAAUAAAAACAUCGAUGUUUAGUCUGUCAAUGUUGAAGAAUGAGAUGAACAAGAAUGCGAGAUACACAUUCCCGUUCAUAUCGUUGACGAUACUCCUGCUUAUAUCGUUUACGAUACUUUCAUGCAUGACUGGAGACUGGAUAACCUCCAAACCGCUUGAAGCAUUAAUGGGAGUUCUCUCAUCGUCAUUUGCUGUUAUUAGUGCAGCUGGUUUCCUCUUCUUCAUCGGUGUUCCAUUCGUCAGUCAGGUCACAGUCAUGCCAUUUCUAGCGCUUGCGAUCGGUGUUGACGAUACAUACGUGAUGCUUGGUGCAUGGCAAGAUACAAAAAGGAAUUUACCGUCAUCCAAACGAAUGGGAUUAACACUGGAAGAAGCCGGGAGUGCUAUCACAGUAACUUCGAUCACGUCAAUGCUCUCAUUCGGAAUUGGUGCAUUCAGUACCACACCUGCAAUUUCAAUAUUUUGUCGUUUCAUUGCAGUUGCAAUUAUGUUCGACUGGUUUUAUCAGGUCACCUUCUUCACGGCUGUAAUGGCGCUUGGUGGUAAGCGAGAAGCAGCUGGUUAUCACUGCAUUUUUGUAUGGAAGAAAAUGAGUGACGACCAGAUUCAAGCAGUAAACAUUUCUUUCGAUNCAAUUGUAGCGUUCUAUGGUUGCUCUCAAUUGACUCCCAAUUUAACACCCAGUCGUUUAUUGGUUGAUGAUUCACCACUCACACAUUAUUUAAAGUUGGCUGAAUCGAGGAUAUGGUCGGAGGGUGUUAUUGGACGUGUUUACGUUAAUAAUGCACCUGAUUUCAGUGCCGACCCAAAACAGAUAGAAGUGAUUUUAAAAAUGGUUGAGGAACUUGAAGGAACACAAUAUUCAAUUGGGAUUAAUUCAACUCAGUUGUGGUUAAGAGACUUCCUCAACUAUCGACAGUUCUUUGACAACAGUGAUGAUCAGUUUUAUGAGACUUUACAUGCUUUCCUCAGGGUUUCGUUCAAUUCACAUUGGAGUUCGUAUCUUCAGUGGGAAGAUCACCCAACUAAGGUGGGUAAAAAGUACGUUCGACGAUUUUUCUUCACAACGGCGUUUAAAAUAAGAGAUUGGAAUGUACGCACGGCAUUGUUGUUACAAUGGCGUAAUAUAACACGACGAUAUCCGCAAUUCGAAGCGUUCGUUUUCGAUGAAAAUAACUUUUAUUCAGAUCAGAUGCUUGAACUGCAGUCCACAACACUUUCAUCGUUGGGUACGGCGAUCAUUGCGAUGAUUAUUGUUUGUAUAUUGUUUAUUGGCGAUAGUGCGAUCGUAUUUUGGGUUGUUUUCACAAUGAUCUCAAUGGAUAUUGGAAUUGCCGGAUUUUUAUCGCUUUGGGGUGCAGACCUCGAUCCAACCACAGUCGUGAACAUAUUGAUGAGUAUUGGUUUAUGCAUCGAUUUCGCCACUCAUGUUGGUUACCGGAUUUAUCGGAGUGAGUGCUCAAAUCCAGAUGAGCGAAUAAGCGAUGCUCUAGGCGCGAUUGGAUGGCCGGUUGUGCAAGGUGGAGUGUCGACGUUUCUAGCAAUCAUAGUUAUGAUACUUGUGCCAUCGCAUGUGGUACGCAUGUUCGCAAGAACGUCGAUUCUUGUCGUUCUCACUGGUCUCUUUCAUGGAGUUAUCAUUCUGCCUGUUAUCAUACGUUCAUUUGCUUCCGUUCCCACUAGUGACACAAAAACGGUUCGAUGA
Messenger RNA from Anisakis simplex (herring worm), 2472 nucleotides. The record is from the annotation of a GenBank genome assembly. NCBI's taxonomy places the organism in Eukaryota, Metazoa, Nematoda, Chromadorea, Rhabditida, Anisakidae.